GCGCAAGGCAGCUUCGAAAAGCUAAGGGCAUAUACUGCGUUUUGGGUGUUUCGUUUUUGUUUUUUUUGUUUUUUCUAUAUAUGUGCUGCUUCUGUCACUUAUUGUAAAACAUGACAUGUAAUCUUUCAGUGUGUCAAGGUACCCACCGAUGAAAGAGCGAUUUCUAUCUAUUUUAAACAGACUCGAGACAAGUUACCGUUGACAAACUGCUGCUUUACCAAGGAAAGCUAGCCGGAGAAUAGCUUACACAUCUGUUUACGUGCAGCAUGACUACUCUAACAAGACAAGACCUAAAUUUUGGACAAGUGGUUGCUGACAUUCUGUGCGAGUUCCUGGAAGUCGCUAUUCAUCUCAUUUUAUAUGUCCGUGAAGUUUAUCCCUCUGGGAUAUUUCAGAAGAAAAAGAAAUACAAUGUACCUGUGCAGAUGUCAUGUCACCCUGAGCUGAAUCAGUAUAUCCAAGACACACUACAUUGUUUAAAACCUCUCAUUGAAAAGAACGAUGCAGAGAAGGUUGUUGUUGUCAUCAUGGACAAAGAGCAUCACCCUGUCGAGAGAUUUGUAUUUGAGAUUUCACAACCUACUCUUCUCUCUAUCAGCUCGGAUACUUUGCUUUCACAUGUGGAGCAGCUUCUGAGGGCAUUCAUACUGAAGAUCAGUGUGUGUGAUGCUGUUUUAAACAACAACCCACCAGGAUGUUCUUUCACAGUGCUUGUCCAUACCAGAGAUGCUGCUACACGUAAUAUGGAGAAGGUUCAAGUCAUCAAGGAUUUUCCAUGGAUAGUCGCUGAUGAGCAGGAAGUUCACAUGAAGGAGCCGAGACUCAUUCCACUGAAGUCUAUGACGUCUGACAUAGUCAGGAUGCAGCUGUAUGUGGAAGAAAGAGCCCAGAAAACGUAGACCACUCCGUUGCAGAAACAGCAGAUGCUGCUGCAUGAGCUAAUCUGUGGCGACGGCAGCUCAUGGCAGAAUGCUUAACAUGUCCUGUCAGGGCUGGAUCGAUGAGUUUUUGCUGAACACUUGACAUCAAGCAUGAAAUAUUCCUCUUGGAAUCAAUUUAAGGUGCAGGCAUUUUGCUGCAGCUGGUGUAAGGAGUCUGAAACAUGAUGUCAUCUGUGAAAAAUCAGCUUCUCAGUCAUGAAGAGCUGGUGGAUUUUUGUGUAGUUAUGUCUGUAUUACCAUAAAAUAUAAGAUGAAAAUGAAAUAUUUAAAAGGAGGGUGGAACACACUGUCUGUGGUCUUUAGUUUAAACCUGAUUCUGUUGACCUGUUACUGUAAAUAUGUCAUCCAUCUCACUGUUUAUUUUUACAGUAUCCUAACUUGGUGUUUACAGUAGCAUCCGUCAGAAAUGCGUCAGAGCUGCAGAAGGUUUAAGUUGGACUUUUGCAUGUUAAAUGCAUAUAUGUGUAUACAUUUGAUGUUUUAAAUAUUCUCAGAGAAAUCAUCAAGACUUUUAAACUGCAAUAAAACUUUUUAAAGCA
This is a messenger RNA of Melanotaenia boesemani (Boeseman's rainbowfish), 1480 nucleotides long. RefSeq names its product mitotic arrest deficient 2 like 2 (gene mad2l2). The record is from RefSeq and is a predicted model, not a curated record. Bases 267 to 899 code for a protein of 210 amino acids. Lineage: Eukaryota; Metazoa; Chordata; Actinopteri; Atheriniformes; Melanotaeniidae. Gene Ontology annotation, cellular component: zeta DNA polymerase complex. The transcript is spliced from 8 exons.